This is a messenger RNA of Momordica charantia (bitter melon), 474 nucleotides long. RefSeq lists its product as uncharacterized. NCBI's taxonomy places the organism in Eukaryota, Viridiplantae, Streptophyta, Magnoliopsida, Cucurbitales, Cucurbitaceae. The record is from RefSeq and is a predicted model, not a curated record.
AUGGAUGGAGCUUUGUUGAGCAGUGGGAAGGUGAAGGAGAAAUGGGAUUGUGUACAGGAACAAACUUUAUGUGAUGAUCAUCAGUUCCCAUGGCCUGCAAAAAACUAUGCUUGUAAUUUUUGCAGGAGAGAAUUCAAGUCUGCUCAGGCCCUUGGUGGCCACAUGAAUGUCCAUAGGAGGGACAGGGCAAGAUUGAGACUUUUGCCCUCUUGGGUGCCUGAAAAUUCUUGCCCUAACCCUAAUUUCUAUUCUCCACACCCCACUUUCUUCAGCUCAACUUCUUCCUCAGGCCCCCAAACUCACCAAGAUCACCGCUUGUGUUUCACCAACCAAAAACAUCAUGAUGACGAUCAAGAAGUUCAAGUUGUGAAGAAGAAGAUCAAGAAAAGUUUGGUCAAUUUAGAACUCAAGAUGGGCAUUCAUCAUUUGGAAGGUUCAAAUGAGGAUGGCCUCGAUUUGGAGCUUCGUCUUUAG